AUGGCCGACGCCCUACGUGACUCAAAAAUCCUGAUCGACUCCCUUCGUGAAGGAAGUUGCCCUGACGCCAACGCAGAACGGAUCCUCCAUGAUAUUCGUAUACUUAGUCAACAGUUCACAUCUAUUUGUUUCUCUUUUGGUCCUCGCACAUGCAACAUUGCUGUUCACACAAUGGCGAGAGUAUCCAAAUUUUCUGGUGCCUGUAAUUGGGAUUCCUUGACCCCCCCCUUAUGCCUGUUCUCAUCACUUGAGAAGGAAGCGGCCGGCUUGGCAACUUUGAAUAAUUGA
Molecule: messenger RNA, 288 nt
Organism: Prunus armeniaca (apricot)
Lineage: Eukaryota; Viridiplantae; Streptophyta; Magnoliopsida; Rosales; Rosaceae
Source: the annotation of a GenBank genome assembly